GCCACGGCUGCCCUCACCCUGAAAAAGCGGGCUCAGGCCACUCUGGCCCAAUCCUUAAGUCUCCUCGGAUAAAAGAGGAGUAGAGUGAGAAGAAGGUGAGGUCUGAAGGCUCUCGCUCACGAGUGUCAUUCCAGAGGAAGCAAGAGCGUUGUGCGACGUCAUCUUUAGUUGGGGCACGGAAGGCCCGAAAAGCCCAUUUUAACUGCGGGCCUCCUGAAGCCGAGUGCGAGGGGAUUGGAGCCGGGGGAGCUUCACUUUCCCUUUUCCAACAUGGCCUCCAGGGCAGGAAGGAGAGUGUAGAAGCCCGUGCUGGGCCCCGCCCACGCCGCAUGCCGGCCAAUCGCCGUGGGCAGCUCCACUUGCGCAAGUGCGCUGCCGCAAGGCUCGGCAGGGUGGAUUAGGGACAAGGACACGGCCGCUCUCCCAACUCGGCUGUCCACGAACUCUAGAUCUCGAAGAUGUCAGCAGCCGGCGCCCGAGGCCUGCGGGCCACCUACCACCGGGUCCUAGAUAAAGUGGAGCUCCUGCUACCAGAGAAAUUCAGGCCUUUGUACAACCACCCAGCAGGUCCCAAAACAGUUUUUUUCUGGGCUCCAAUUAUGAAAUGGGGGUUAGUGUGUGCUGGAUUGGCCGACAUGGCCAGACCUGCAGAAAAACUCAGCACAGCACAAUCUGCUGUUUUGAUGGCUACAGGGUUAAUUUGGUCAAGGUACUCUCUUGUAAUUAUUCCAAAAAAUUGGAGUCUGUUUGCUGUUAAUUUCUUUGUUGGGGCAGCAGGAGCCUCUCAGCUCAUUCGUAUUUGGAGAUAUAACCAAGAACUGAAAGCUAAAGCAAACAAAUGAAAGUGUUCCUGAUCACCUGAACAAUCUAGAUGUGGACAUAGCUCUGGGACCUACUUUGAUUUAUUAUUUGGUUAUUGAUAAAGUGAUGCUAACUGUGCUAACAUUUGGAACUUUAUUAUAAAAAUAAUCUAUCUGUAAUUGGUAACUAUACUUGAUUCAGUGAACAGAAAAAUAAAGCAAACUUUUAAUAACAAUGCCUCUUUGUAUA
Molecule: messenger RNA, 1050 nt
Organism: Talpa occidentalis (Iberian mole)
Lineage: Eukaryota; Metazoa; Chordata; Mammalia; Eulipotyphla; Talpidae
Gene: MPC2
Product: mitochondrial pyruvate carrier 2
Exons: 6
Coding region: 459-842 (127 amino acids)
Biological process (GO): pyruvate import into mitochondria
Cellular component (GO): mitochondrial inner membrane
Molecular function (GO): pyruvate transmembrane transporter activity
Source: RefSeq, a predicted model, not a curated record